Penicillium arizonense is the source of this 963-nucleotide messenger RNA. RefSeq lists its product as uncharacterized. The coding region runs from base 1 to 963 and encodes 320 amino acids. The transcript has a single exon. The record is from RefSeq and is a predicted model, not a curated record. Lineage: Eukaryota; Fungi; Ascomycota; Eurotiomycetes; Eurotiales; Aspergillaceae.
AUGGCCGGCGAAAAUGGGCCUCUUGACGUGUCCCGGACACUUGCCAUGGUGAUUGCAGCACUUUUUGCAUUAGCAUGCUGGAACGUUCUCCAGAUCAUGGUUGCGAUCUUCACGACCUUCAGACGCUGCCAAGGCCUCUACUUCUGGAGCAUGUUAAUAUCGACACUGGGAAUUCUUCUACACACCAUUACAUCAUUCCUUCGCUACUUCGCCCUCGCCCCUAAUUUUCCUAUGUGUGUCUUGAUCUGCAUCGGCUGGUAUGCUAUGGUCACUGGGCAGUCGGUGGUGUUAUAUUCACGACUCCACUUGGUGACUUGCGUCGAUCGCUACUCUCGCUGGGUGCUAGGAAUGAUCAUCUUCAACUUUUGCGCCUUACACAUCCCCACCACCGUCCUUUUCCUCGGGCUAAAUCGCGGCAUCCAGAGCUUCUAUAACCCAUUCGAUAUCUACGAGCGUGUUCAAUUGGCUGGGUUCGCUAUUCAGGAGACCAUCAUCAGCGGUCUUUAUAUCUGGGAAACUAUGACUAGCCUGAGACCUGUUCUGGCUCUGAAAGGAACCCGAGGCAAGAGGGUUAUCACGAACCUUAUUGUUAUCAACGCCAUUGCGAUCUUGUUGGACGCAUCGCUUUUGUCAACGGAGUACACCAACCACUUCGACGUCCAAACAACAUACAAGCCGGUCGUCUACAGCAUCAAGUUAUUGUUGGAGUUCACAGUACUCAACAGUCUGCUUGUUGUUAUUCGCACAAGUCCAUCUACUAUUGAGGAUGCUCAAAAGCUGCACGGGGAUGCCAAUCUUCGCCUGGAGCCCCGGUGGAGUGACAAUGGUUCGGGAAACAUUGCUCCAUUGGGCUUUGGUGCAGAUGAUUCCGAUCAUGGUUAUCGACAAACAUCAUCUCGAGAUUCACCUCUCAAAGAGCAUAGAUCAAGGGAGUCUUGCAGGAGUCAUUUUGAAUCAGUUUAG